Messenger RNA from Hipposideros armiger (great roundleaf bat), 1702 nucleotides. It is a transcript of the gene CRTAP, whose product is annotated as cartilage associated protein. Gene Ontology annotation, biological process: collagen fibril organization; peptidyl-proline hydroxylation to 3-hydroxy-L-proline. The record is from RefSeq and is a predicted model, not a curated record. The transcript has 6 exons. NCBI's taxonomy places the organism in Eukaryota, Metazoa, Chordata, Mammalia, Chiroptera, Hipposideridae. The coding region runs from base 24 to 1145 and encodes 373 amino acids. Gene Ontology annotation, molecular function: collagen binding; protein binding. Gene Ontology annotation, cellular component: endoplasmic reticulum.
CCGGGUUCCUUCCGCCGGGCGCGAUGGAGCCGGGGCGCGGGGCGGCCACCUCGCUGCUGGUGCUGCUGUGCGCGGGCUGUGCGCUGCGCUCCGGGCGCGCCCAGUACGAACGCUACAGCUUCCGUAGCUUCCCCCGGGACGAGCUGAUGCCGCUCGAGUCGGCCUACCGGCACGCGCUGGACCAAUACAGCGGCGAGCACUGGGCAGAGAGCGUGGGCUACUUGGAGAUCAGCCUGCGGCUGCACCGCCUGCUGCGCGACAGCGAGGCCUUCUGCCACCGCAACUGCAGCACAGCGCCCCAGCCCGAUUCCCCCGCCGGCCUCGCCCGCUACCCUGAGCUGCGCCUCUUCGGAGGCCUGCUGCGCCGAGCGCACUGUCUCAAGCGCUGCAAGCAGGGCCUGCCAGCCUUCCGCCAGUCGCAGCCCAGCCGCGAAGUGCUGGCUGACUUCCAGCGCCGCGAGCCGUACAAGUUUCUGCAGUUCGCCUACUUCAAGGCAAAUAAUCUUCCGAAAGCCAUUGCAGCUGCUCACACCUUUCUACUGAAGCAUCCUGAUGAUGAAAUGAUGAAGAGAAACAUGGCUUAUUACAAGAGCUUGCCUGAUGCUGAGGAUUACAUUAAAGACCUGGAAACCAAGUCCUACGAGAGCCUGUUCAUUCGGGCCGUGCGGGCGUACAACGGCGAGAACUGGAGGACGUCCAUCACAGACAUGGAGCUGGCCCUUCCUGACUUCUUCAAGGCCUUUUAUGAGUGUCUCGCAGCCUGUGAGGGCUCCAGGGAGAUCAGGGACUUCAAGGACUUCUACCUUUCCGUAGCAGAUCAUUAUGUAGAAGUUCUGGAAUGCAAAAUACAGUGUGAAGAGAACCUCACCCCAGUUAUAGGAGGCUAUCCAGUGGAGAAAUUCGUGGCUACCAUGUAUCAUUAUUUGCAGUUUGCUUAUUAUAAGUUGAGUGACCUGAAGAAUGCGGCCCCCUGUGCGGUCAGCUACCUGCUCUUUGACCACAACGACAAGGUCAUGCAGCAGAACCUGGUGUACUACCAGUACCACAGGGACAAGUGGGGCCUGUCUGAUGAGCAUUUCCAGCCCAGACCAGGCGAGGUCCUGGAAUACGUGGAUGACCUCCUGGAGCUGGAGGAGACCGGCUAGUCCAUAGCUGCCCAAGAGACUUCCCCUCGAUGUUCAGGAAACACAGAUUGUCCUUUUCCCAGUGACCCAAGUGGUUGAUACCUCAAAGCCUUCUCUUUACUGUAUGAAGUGAAAGGGAAGCCCCUGUCUCUCACUAUGUAUAACAAGGGGUGAGCCUGCCUUCCCCGUGACCACACCUGCCCCCACUUCUUCACACCUGUCUUCCCACUUUCACACCUGUCUCCCCAUGUUCACACCUACCUCCCCAUGUUCACACCUGCCUUCUCCACAUUCAUACCUGCCUUUCUCACCAUUUUGGUUGGAAGGACUGUCUUCCAUGGGUCCCCCGGCACCCUGAAAAUCAGUAUUAUUUUUUAAAUAAGAAAACUACUCCUAAAAGAUAAUUGUGAAAAGCUACUUUGGCCUUUCUGCUCUUCCAGUUUUUAGUCUUUUUUUUUUUUAUCCCCAUGCCCUGAUCCAGGAAAGAUGGUGCAAGACAAAGGCUAAACUCCACACCCCAUGAUGCUCUACACGUGGUCUGACCUGCACUUUAGGCACCCACUGAAAAAGAAGUUGGG